AUGGACACUGACGUUGAUGGAUCUAACAACGUAAGGGGCGCAGGCGUGGGACUAGUCCUAACUUCCCCCACAGGGGUAUCAGCUUCAAGGGCCGUACGUUGCAACUUCAAAGCAACGAACAACGAAGCUGAGUAUGAAGCUCUAAUAGCAGGGCUGACACUCGCCCAACAGAUGGGGGUGGAAAAUAUCCAGGUCUUCAGCGACUCACAACUGAUCAUAAGCCAAGUCCAAGGAGACUAUCAGGCGAAAUAUCCGAGUAUCAUUAGAUACCUAUCCGUGGCUAAGCGACUACUCGACAGGUUCCGACAUUGUAAGCUCACCCAGAUCCCUAGGGAGCACAACUCCCAGGCUGACGCUCUAGCUAACCUAGGAUCUGCCCUAGAAACUACAAAUCAUAUGAGCAUCCAACUACUGGACCCUAUCUACGAUGUCUUACCCCUAGAGAAGCCGACAGGAUAUUAA
Messenger RNA from Raphanus sativus (radish), 462 nucleotides. RefSeq lists its product as uncharacterized. The coding region runs from base 1 to 462 and encodes 153 amino acids. NCBI's taxonomy places the organism in Eukaryota, Viridiplantae, Streptophyta, Magnoliopsida, Brassicales, Brassicaceae. The record is from RefSeq and is a predicted model, not a curated record. Gene Ontology annotation, molecular function: RNA-DNA hybrid ribonuclease activity; nucleic acid binding. The transcript has 2 exons.